UAUUGCCCACCUGGUCUAUGGGGUCGCUCAGGUCAUGUGCAGACGGUCACCUAUGGUCUGCUUGGCCAUGCUUCACUCCGAAGAGUUUUCGAUCGACGGUGUGCAGUUCGACUUGCUGACGGCUCUACCGUAACCUUUGACGUAUUUGAUCCAACCAAAAAGCAUGAGAGUGGUCUCGAUCUCACGCUGGCACUGACUCCAGGAAUCGCCAACUGUAGUGAAAGCAACUACAUUCGCACCUGCGUGCAUUACGCUCAGGAAGCGGGGAAGGAUUUGAAAACUGCGGAAUUAUGGCGUCUAAAACCAUUUACGUAUCGAUGUGCAGUUUUGAAUCAUUUGGGUGCACUCCGUAACGUAAAAUUGACAGGAAACAGGAUUUUCACUUAUGGCGGUACCGAGGAAUUAAAUGCGAUGAUGAACCAGCUGUUUCGUGAUUAUCCAAAUUCAUAUUUCAUUAAUAUCGGUUUUUCGAUGGGCGCCAACAUCACCUCUCGAUUCCUCACUCAAGUCACAGAGGAGCAA
Molecule: messenger RNA, 522 nt
Organism: Ostertagia ostertagi
Lineage: Eukaryota; Metazoa; Nematoda; Chromadorea; Rhabditida; Trichostrongylidae
Source: the annotation of a GenBank genome assembly